Messenger RNA from Lactuca saligna, 555 nucleotides. The record is from the annotation of a GenBank genome assembly. NCBI's taxonomy places the organism in Eukaryota, Viridiplantae, Streptophyta, Magnoliopsida, Asterales, Asteraceae.
AUGGAAUUCAUCCAUGUAUUUCCCGAUUGGAUGGGUCACUCAAAUGAGGACAUUAUUAGGGCAAUACGAGCCUACAAAACUGCUGCAGAAGAGCGUGCUGCUGUUAGAAAAGAAUGUGCUUCUUCACUCUUAUCUUUCCUAGAUCUUAACCACACCAAUCAGUACAUUGUGGGACUAGCUCUUUGUGCUUUGGGUAAUACAUGUUCUGCAGAAAUGGCUCGUGAUCUUGCACCUGAAGUUGAAAGAUUGCUGCAAUUUCGAGAUCCAAAUAUUCAAAAGAAAAAAUGCACAGAGGUGUUGGUGAAAGUUUUGAAGGAUGUUGUCAACAACGCAUAUGCUCCUGAAUAUGAUGUUUCGGGUAUUGCAGACCCUUUUCUUCGUAUAAGACUGCUUCGCCUUUUGCAUGUUUUGGGCCAUGGAGAUGCUGAUGCUAGUGAUUCCAUGAAUCACAUUCUUACCUAGGUGGCAACAAAAACUGAGUCAAACAAGAAUGCAGGGAAUGCAAUACUUUAUGAAUGUGUAGAAACCAUUAUGAGCAUUGAAGAUAGCAGUGGU